UUCGCAUUUCUUUUAUCAUAUGAGUUAUGUGCAUGAUUAUCAGACAAAUAGGGGUGUUUCGGGCUUUCAUGGUUCGGAAUGCUCGUCACGGCCAGGGCCCCGGUUCGGAUCAUGACAGUAACAUUCUUCUAUUUAGACUAUCAACUGAUAUGUUUUCAUUACGAAGUACUUACUCUAGACAUAAUGAUACAGGGUUACAAUCUAAGUUGCUGCUGGAAAACAUCUUAAUGGACUUCUGUUGCUAUGAAAAUAAAUUCCCUUUUAAACGUGGAAGUGCACAUUACCGUGAGUUGAUCACUUACUGGAUAGUGGAAGGCUUUCUCGGUCCUUUUGAUUGUUUUGAGAAUGCUUAUGAGAAGGGACACCGUGUUAUUAUGGUGCUUUCUCAUCAUGGCUUCAUUGAAAAUCAACAGGCAGGAUAUGUGAAAAUGUUAGAUUUGAGUUCUUGUUGUUGUUGUAGAAUAGAGGAGACAGUCCGUCUAGGUCUGGCUAAUGUUUUUGAAGGUGAUCUUGGACGAAUCGCACAUGCAGAUGGGGUAGUAAGAACACUUGGUAAGGCUGAAAAAGGGAAAAAAUCAUCAACAUUGUUGAUUGAUAGGAACUUCCUCAAUCGGGAAGUCCCAUUUGAUCUCUUUCAAUCCAUGAGGGAAAUAGAAGCGCUUGCUAUCUUCAACCCAACGUCCAAACCCGAGCCAUUAUCCUUGGACAUGCAGAAUCUUAGGCUUCUUGUGCUUAGAGGUUGUAAUUUUUUAGGGGGCAUUGAGAAUCUCUUGGAUCUGAGAUCAACUGUUUCUGACAAAACAUUCAUUCCAGAAACUCUGUUCUUGAAAUAUCUGGUCCUAGCCCUUUUAACAAUCCCCGACAAUCUUUUUGAAUAUAUGCCUCAGAUUCGAAGUCUCAAUUUGUCAUCUCUUCAAGUUGCUUCACUGCCCUCAUCCCUUUAUCAACUCACUGAACUAGUUAGGCUCAUUCUGAGAGACUGUUCUAGCCUAAAGGAAAUAAGAAGUAUAAAAAGCAUGACAAAACUUCAGGUUCUCGAUCUUUCUGGUUCUACCUCUCUAGGGAAGUUCUUUGACAAGAAUUUUGCAACAAAUAAGGAGCUUCAAAUGCUCAAUCUUUCAAAAACCAAAAUAAAAUGGUUUCCUUUGAUCAAUGGCUUGGGGAAGCUCACGUAUCUCUUGUUACGUGAUUGUAAAUCACUAAGUAGGUUACACAUGAUUAGUUCAGUAAGCAGCCUGAGAAUUCUUGACCUAUCAGGUGCCACAAAUUUUGUUGAAUUUCACGAUCAAUCCCUAGGAAAACUUGGUUCCCUCGAAGAAACAAAUGUUUCACAAAUUCAAAUCGAGAAGCUUCCUUUAGAUAUCUGCAACAUAGGUCGUCUUUCUUUGAGGGGGUGCUCCAAGUUCAAAGACUUUCCACACCUUAAAAACCCCGAUCGCCUUCAAUUUCUUGACCUUUCAGCCACAAACCUCAUUAGUGUGCCAUCCAUCUCCAAUCUUAGUAAUCUUAGAGAGCUGUUUCUUUCGUGCUGCCGCUCCUUGGUGAGAUUGGGAGACUUGAGCUCAUUAAAAAAUUUGCUGGUGCUUGAUCUAUCAGGUUGUAAGGCUCUAACUAAAUUGGCGGAUAACUCGUUUGAAAACAUGCACUGCCUUCAAAAACUGGACCUCUCUGAGACAAACAUUGAGUAUCUGCCAUCCUUGUCACACUUAACUGACCUCCGUCAUCUUUUUCUACAGAAGUGCACUAACCUGAAAAUAUUUCCAUCACUUGAUUCCCUAACAAACCUAGAGGAGCUAAAUCUUUCUGGUCUCAAGUGCCAAGGAGAAGUUGAUGUGGAUUUCUUGAAGAAUAUGGUAACACAUUUCCCAUCCUUAUCAAACCUCGAAAAGCUUAAGCAUCUUUCUCUUAGAGGUUGUCAGCACCUUCCGAAUCUUGAAGGAGUCACAACGCUUGAAGUUCUGGAUCUUUCUGGAUCUCCCAUUGUAGACUUGCCAUCCUUUGAGAAUUUCCACAAUCUUCGUAGCCUUCUCCUCAGAGAUUGCUCAAACAUAAAAGAUUUCAAGGAUCUGGAGAUAUCUGAAGUCUUGAAGGGGUCAAUUGAGAAACUUCCCUAUGGUAUCUCAAGGUUGACUUGUUUGAAUCGCCUUGAGCUACCAAAGAUGAAAGAUGGAGAAAAUGAAGAUGAAAACGGAACAUGCCACCCAAAAGAGCUUCUUCAUUGUCCCUGGAGGAUCUCCAGCUGGCCACUCGAAGAAGUUUCCAGCAGUCGUAUGCCUGACAUAUUUGUGGAUAGCUUUCAAGUUCUUCAACUCUUGAAGAACAAUCCAACUAUUGGCAAAAGUUUCCAUUUCCUAGUUCAUCCCGUUGAGGAAGAGACUGAUAUUGGAGGUAAGUAUUUCUACCAAAAUGAACUCUUUUAUAGAGAUACCUUCUUCCGAACUGGAAAACUUUGUCAGUGUAAGAAGGAGGGGGUAGAUUGUCAGUGCAGGAAGCUACAGCAAUCUCUGGAGAUCCGUGGUUUCAGCGAUUAUCCCCAUGGUCUUGAGCAUUUAGCAGCUCAAGCUGAAUUCCUUUUCUUGAUUGAUAACCAAUUCAUCGAAAAUUUAUCUAGUUUGGGUGCCGAAAGCACAAGAAAGAUGAAAUUCUGCUGGAUAGAGGGAUGCAGUGAAAUGGAGAGCAUUCUUAGUGGGGAGAAAGUUGCCGAUAAUCAGGGGAAUUCAAAGGAGAUUGUUGAGGUUACCACUGGAGUUGAGCAUAUGUUGGAGAUUUUGAGGGUCUCUCAUGCUGUUUGUUUGAAGAGCAUAUGUAGUGGCAACCUGCAAGGCCAUGGAUUAAGAUUUAUCAAAUGUUUGUAUCUGGAACAUUGUCCGGAGCUCGCAAAUUGUUCUUCAUCUUAUUGCCUGUACAACCUACAAAUUCUACAAAUCAAAUUCUGCGACAAGUUCAGGACUUUGUUUGAAGAUGAGCAACCUCAACCUUCGUUGCCAAAAUUGCACAGGUUAUGUUUGUGGGCACUACCAAAUUUGGAGAGCAUUGCAUGUAUAGCGGAAUCAUUGCAGACCCUGAUUGUUGGAGAAUGCCCAACGCUUGAAAGUGUUAAUUUGUCUACUUUACAUUCAAAAAAACUUGAGAUCCUUCAAAUCUCUUCCUGUGAUAACUUAAGGGAAAUUGUUGCUGCAUCUGACUUGGCACUGCCAGGAAAGAUGCUCAUUAGAGGAUGCCCAAGUUACAUUCUGUGA
This is a messenger RNA of Capsicum annuum, 3239 nucleotides long. RefSeq names its product putative disease resistance protein At4g19050. Gene Ontology annotation, molecular function: protein binding. The record is from RefSeq and is a predicted model, not a curated record. NCBI's taxonomy places the organism in Eukaryota, Viridiplantae, Streptophyta, Magnoliopsida, Solanales, Solanaceae.